AGAAACAAGGCGAAUAAUCUUCUCAGGGGGUGUUUAAAACCUGCCCCAAACGCAUUCCACCGUCAGAGGGAAAAAAGUUUGCAUUCUCUGGAGGCCACGGUCACCGUUAUUACACAGGAUUAGCAUUCAUACCUAAAGUUGAACCUGCGUUUCUCCUCUUGCACAGCCGGAGUGGCUAAAGGGCAGCAUUUCAGAUCAUAUCUCAGAUUUCACUCAGACAAGCUGGGAAGGAUUGAGAGAGGGCUUGUUUCUAUUCCUUUCGGUCUCUGUUCUCGAAGAGCAAACGAGGGAGGGAGGGCGAUAGAGUGAGGCAGUGAGACGGACGGAGCUCCAAAGGAAUUUGGAAGAAUAACCCGAAGAUACGCGUGUUUGAAGCGAAGCGGAGGUGAGGGAGACGAAGGCUGAGAUGGACGAGCAGCCCCGGUUGAUGCACUCUCACGCUGGAGUAGGGAUGGCGGGACACCCCGGCCUGUCACAGCAUAUGCAGGAUGGCACAGGAGGAACAGACGGUGAAGGAAGAAAGCAGGACAUUGGAGACAUUUUACAGCAAAUAAUGACCAUUACAGACCAAAGUCUGGACGAAGCGCAGGCCAGGAAGCACGCGUUGAAUUGCCAUAGAAUGAAACCUGCUCUCUUCAACGUCUUGUGUGAAAUUAAAGAAAAAACAGUGCUGAGUAUCCGUGGUGCCCAGGAGGAGGAGCCCCCGGACGCCCAGCUGAUGCGGCUGGACAACAUGCUGCUAGCAGAGGGCGUGUCCGGCCCAGAGAAGGGGGGUGGUUCAGCAGCUGCCGCCGCCGCUGCUGCCGCCUCUGGUGGGGCCAACACCGACAACUCAGCUGAGCACUCUGACUACAGAGCCAAGUUGUCCCAGAUCAGGCAGAUCUACCACACCGAGCUAGAGAAAUAUGAGCAGAUGGUUUCCGAGUGCAGACGGAGGGGCAGUCAGAGUUACACAGGGAGUCAUGGCAGCGGACACCAGGCAUGCAAUGAGUUCACCACUCACGUGAUGAACCUGCUGCGGGAGCAGAGUCGGACGCGCCCCAUCUCGCCCAAGGAGAUUGAGCGCAUGGUGGGCAUCAUCCACCGCAAGUUCAGCUCCAUCCAGAUGCAGCUCAAGCAGAGCACCUGUGAAGCUGUCAUGAUCCUGCGCUCACGCUUCCUGGAUGCCAGGCGAAAGAGAAGAAACUUCAACAAGCAGGCGACAGAAAUUCUCAACGAGUACUUCUACUCGCACCUCAGUAACCCAUACCCCAGUGAGGAGGCUAAAGAGGAGCUGGCCAAGAAGUGCUCCAUUACUGUGUCACAGGUGUCCAAUUGGUUUGGAAACAAAAGAAUCCGGUACAAGAAAAACAUUGGAAAAUUCCAGGAAGAAGCCAACAUGUAUGCAGCCAAAACAGCUGUCAACGCAGCGAGUGUAUCCACGCACGGAAGUCAAGCGAACUCACCUUCCACUCCAAACUCUGCCGGUUCUGCUGGUUCUUUUAAUAUGUCAAAUUCCGGAGACUUGUUCAUGAGCGUGCAGUCACUCAAUGGGGACUCCUACCAAGGGGCCCAGGUUGGAGCCAACGUGCAGUCACAGGUGGAUACCCUUCGCCAUGUUAUCAGUCAGACAGGAGGAUACAGUGACGGACUCACAGCCAGCCAGAUGUACAGUCCACAGGGCAUCAAUGCAAAUGGCGGCUGGCAGGAUGCUGCAACCCCCUCAUCAGUGACCUCGCCCACAGAAGGACCUGGAAGCGUUCACUCUGACACCUCCAACUGAUCCUGCCACCAUGCUGACAAAACAAACAAAACUGCCUCAGUCUCCGCAGCCUCCACCAUCCAGACCGGAGGGCAAUCCACCAAUAACAAAAUGGGUUUUUCCUCUGUUUUGGGGUUGCUGUAGAUGGGCAGAAAAAUACAAUAUCAUCAAUACUGACAGUUAUUCAUGGUUGUUGUCUUGUCUCUUGGUCAAAACCCUGUCCUCUAUGGGGGGUUAUUUAGAAUCGCACAGAGGAAUUUCACAAUAACCACAGCAACAGCAACAACAGCAAAAAUGCUUGUACAGUUUUCACAGUUUAUCCAGAGGUCUGUGGUUACCUCACUGUAAUAUUUCACUCAAAUUGAAUAAAAAGGUAAAAUAAUCCAAACAACAAGCAACCCUUUUCUUUAGAUUAAAAUGCUUUCACUCUACCUCUCAGCAAAAAAAAAAAAAAAAAAAAAUCAAAAACAAGCUUUGUUUUCUAUAUUUUUGUUACUACUAGCAGGUAGCGCCUGACUACUCUCAUCAUUCUAUAUCUCAAAGGACACUCUCUUGUCUUCAUCUUGUAUUAACUCCAGAUAUAUCUGUUGGCCCUUUUUAUUUUCAGCUUCAGGUGCCUUCUUUUGCAUAUUAAAGUACUGACCAUGUUGAUCCCUAGAGCAGAAAAAGGUAGUAGAAAACAUCAAUUGUACAUUUUGCAUGGAUCUUACUAUAGCAGUGGCAAGUCUCAGUACAUACCUGAACAGAAUCAGAGGAACUGCAGAGUAACAAACCCCACUAGGGAACAUGAGACCCCAAAGCAAAUUGGUGAACUCAAGUCAUUUACAUCGGCUUUGCUCACAGGUUCUAGACUUGUGAACAUGUGUCAAAUCUGCAAGUUAAAUGUUUUGCACAGAUUCCAAUCAGCAUAGUGGGUAAGAUUUUAGAUUGCUGAAAAUGGAGUACAGUAUAGUUCCACUUGCAAAGAUACAAUGUACAGUUCCUGUGUGUUAUGAAAUACGACAGUUCAUUUUGAUGCAUUUCUCCCUGGUAGUUGGUUUACACUGAUUUAAAGUGGCCUGUACAAAAAGAUAACAGAAAUGUACAAGACAAUGUGUGGUAUAUUCAUUUGCUGCUCAGGCUCUUCAAUAUUUUUUUUUUAUUUUGUAAAAUAUUGGAAAGAUCAGUGAAAUAUCGUAGAGAUCCUUCCAUCUAAUAACUCAAAGCCAGCUUAACAAUGAAUUAUGUUGUCAUAUUUUGAUCACAUUGUAGCUCCAAUGUGUCCUCAGUCCAGUGUCGUUUGAAAGUUCUUUGAUGUCUGUUCCUAAUCAUGUGACUUUGUAUUUUUUUGGGCUGCCACCAAGUGAAAGCAAACACAUGUAUUCCUGAAUUGUGCAUUGGUUAUCUUUCAUGCAGAAUUACUUCAGCUUCUGUUUCUGUCUCAACAGAGAUUGUAUUUGGCAUAGCAAUUAUUCACCUAAUAACUACAUUCGCUAAUCACAGGGAUAUGUGUGUGUUUAGCUCUACUCGUCCAUUUAAGACAAAUGAGGCUCAGAUAAACAAGGUAAAUGAAUCCUAAAUUUGAGUGAGUAGGAAUCUCAUCUACUCUGUUUUGACUGCUCUAUUAGUCAUACAAUUCUUAUGCAGUAUUACAAAGGGAAGCAUUUUGUAUGCAUAUGACCAUUCGUACGACCACCUUACACCAGACAUCCUGUAUAGCCAAAUGCUGCUGUCAACCAAAACAGUUAUCUAAGUGGGAAAAAAUGUUUUUUAUGCUGAUUUUUACAAAAUGCUAACAAUGAUGUUGUCAUUUAGUUACACUGCUUGUUUUGUGUUGUUGCAACCUUAUCUAUGUGUGUCCGUCACUGUCAGUGCUGGUGCUACAAACUAACUGAAAAUCAGAUGAACUGUAUUUUUUACUCGUGGAUACUGUCAGCAAAUCUCAUGAUUUUUUUUUUUCCCCAUGGCAGUGCAUUAUGUCUUAGAAGAAUGAUCUUAAACAUGGAAGUGAUUACGCUUUGUAGAUUAAGAGAUUUCUACAGUCACCUCUAGCCUGAUAAGGUAACAAAUGGGCAGAACCAUCAUGCAAUUAUUGUGAAAUGUCUUUUUGUUUUUCAAGCAGAAAUAAGCCACUCUCUCUUGUUGACAAGGGAUUCUGAUUCAUCGACACAUUUUAGUGCCAUUGAAUAAAUCUCCAAGUUUCAGCCUGCAAUAAACCAUUCCCAAGCAAU
Messenger RNA from Megalops cyprinoides (Indo-Pacific tarpon), 3951 nucleotides. It is a transcript of the gene pbx1b, whose product is annotated as pre-B-cell leukemia homeobox 1b. Lineage: Eukaryota; Metazoa; Chordata; Actinopteri; Elopiformes; Megalopidae. Gene Ontology annotation, biological process: eye development; embryonic organ development; animal organ morphogenesis. Gene Ontology annotation, cellular component: nucleus. The record is from RefSeq and is a predicted model, not a curated record. The transcript has 10 exons. Bases 407 to 1762 code for a protein of 451 amino acids. Gene Ontology annotation, molecular function: DNA-binding transcription factor activity, RNA polymerase II-specific; RNA polymerase II cis-regulatory region sequence-specific DNA binding.